AUGAACAAUGGUACAGGAUCAGAAAAGAAAACGAAUACACCAUUUCGACGUGUAAAUGUUGAACAAGUGGAAAUUGCACGGCCAGAUCUUCGUGAUAAUUCAUUCAAUUCAAAACGUGGAUUCGAUCGUUGGGGUGAACAGGCUGCGGCUAAAUUAUCAACAGUACGUGGAAAGGAUUUCCGUCGUGAAAAAACGAAAAAAAAACGUGGUAGUUAUGGUGGUGGACCCAUCAACAUGGGUGUUAAUUCGAUUAAAUUUGCUUGAUGAUUUCAAAACGACAACGACAAUAUAUACAUAACAUCAAUCAAUCGGCAUUUUUAUAUAUUUUAUUAUUCAACA
Dermatophagoides farinae (American house dust mite) is the source of this 339-nucleotide messenger RNA. NCBI's taxonomy places the organism in Eukaryota, Metazoa, Arthropoda, Arachnida, Sarcoptiformes, Pyroglyphidae. The record is from RefSeq and is a predicted model, not a curated record.